This is a messenger RNA of Symbiodinium necroappetens, 990 nucleotides long. NCBI's taxonomy places the organism in Eukaryota, Dinophyceae, Suessiales, Symbiodiniaceae. The record is from the annotation of a GenBank genome assembly.
AUGGCGGCGAAAAAGCGAAAAGGUGGUCUGAGACAAAGACAAGCAGAGGCUGAAGAAGAAGUGGAAGCUGCAACGGGACAGAGUCAGCUUUCAAAGCUCCUGCUGUCGAAGUUUGCAUGGGGCGAGUUAUCGCCACAAGCUGUGCAGGAGAUCGCUGCAGCCGCAGCUACGGAUAUGGAAACCAUGGCCGAUGGAAAGUGUAUGCCGGAUCUGCGAGCUCUGGCGGCCAUAGGAUCGAAUGGAGCACAAGCUCAGAAUUGCUUUCGCGACCUCAUGCGAAAGCUCGAGGCCGAUGUUCAUUUGCCAGAUGCUUACACUGCAAAGGUUCCCUUCAAGAAGAUCGGCGAAGCUACUCAGCACUUUUUGCUUCCCCACGAGCUCUUCUCUGCAAUGUAUAACGAGGUUCCGAAUGCUUUUGCACACUCUAUGAUGCCGAACCCCGACGACGUGCCACACUUUUGGGAGGCGGUCAAAGAGCACCCUCAGAUGGUGCGACACCCUCUCAAAGACCGGGAUGACUAUAAGACUCGUUGCAUCCCGCUUGCACUUCAUGGGGACGACGUCCCCAUCCAUGGAAUCGGCAAGGGCUACACAUCCAAAUUGACAGUUUUUAGCUGGUGCAGCUUGUUGGCCAUGGAAAGAAGCACGAAAGAGAAGCUCUUCAUGACAUACUGCACUUUCGAGAAAGUCCGAACAAAGGGCACCAUCGAUGCCUGGAUGAAGCUGCUUGCUUGGUCGCUCUGGUGGCUGUUCUGGGGAGUGUGGUACCCUGCCGGUUCCCCGGAGCAUGCACGAGCAUGCACUCCACUCGCUGGUGGAUUUUAUGGUGUCUUAUGGGGCUUGCUUGGCGACCUUGACUAUUUCCAUCUCAUUUUGCAGUUGCCCCACUUUUCCAAAGCCUCCAACUUCUGCCCUCUUUGCCAGGCAGACCCUCUGGCAAUCGCACACAUGGAGGGCCUGGCAGGGCCGUUCGAGAUCUCCUUUCUUUAG